AUGGCUUUACAGGAACUCUGCUCUCAGGACCAGGGAAGAACCCGAUGGUCUUCAGGGAAUAUGUUUGGGUCAAACUAUCAAAGUGAUUCCUCCUUUAGCAGCAGCAGAUGUCUGUUUCACUUUUAUAUCCCAGUUGCCGAUUACCUCGAUGAAAGUCCAGUUCAGUUUGGACAAAUCAGCGCCGCGCAGAGCUGCAGCUCUGUCUUCUCGCAGGACUCCAUCCUGACGAGCUUCUCUGUGCCUGGAGAUCCACGUCCUCUGUCUGCUGCCGCGUCCUCUCAGUCCGUCCCGUUGCCUUUUCCACAUUCUCAUGGAACCACGACGCUGGCGUUCAUGUUCCAGGGCGGCGUGCUGGCGGCAGCAGACACCCGCUCCAGCUGCUCCGGGCUGGUGGCGUGUCCGUCAUCUCAGAAGAUCCUGCCCAUCCACAGCCACAUGGUAGGAACCACCUCAGGCACCUCGGCCGACUGCGCUCUCUGGAAACGGAUCCUGUCACGAGAGCUGCGGCUCUACCAGCUCCGCCACGGACGUAGUCUGUCCACACGAGGAGCCGCCAAACUGCUUUCACACAUGCUUCAUCCGUUUAAGGGCACCGAGCUGUGUGUGGCGGCCACGCUGUGUGGAUGGGACGGAGGAGAAGUGGAUGGACGCCAUGAUGACGACGGCUGCAUGGUAAGAACAGAGAAUGUAGAGAAACCUGAGGACACUCGUCUCGAAAAGACCCAAAGUUCUUCUUCCACUCAACCAAACGCUGCCAACUCAAGUUCCUCUGGACCCAGUUUGGUUUACGUGUGCAGCGAUGGCACUCGCCUGCAGGGGACGCUCUUCUCUGUGGGCUCUGGGUCGCCUUACGCAUACUCCAUUUUGGACCAGGAGGUUAGAUGGGAACUGACGCUGCAGGAGGCCACGGCCAUCGCCAGAGAGGCCGUGUACCGAGCCACACACAGGGACGCGUACUCGGGCAACCAUGUCGACAUCUAUCAUAUCACCUCCACUGGAUGGACUCGCAGGGACAGGGAGGACCUGAAAGAGGAAUAUUACAGAGAACGGGAGAGACGAGAGAGACGGUUGAGAAGGGACGCCACUUCUGUCUGAGGAAAAUCCAAAACUUGAGCUCAGUGAUGAAGUGAACAGCACGGACCUGUGUGGACAGAAGAAGAAGAAAAGGCUGAAGUGACAUGAUGCUGUUUCUGUGGCAGAUACUCAAUUAAUGAACGGGACAUGCAGUUGUGUAUUUGUUAGGGCG
Solea senegalensis (Senegalese sole) is the source of this 1246-nucleotide messenger RNA. Its product is annotated as proteasome subunit beta type-11-like. Lineage: Eukaryota; Metazoa; Chordata; Actinopteri; Pleuronectiformes; Soleidae. The record is from RefSeq and is a predicted model, not a curated record. The transcript has a single exon. The coding region runs from base 1 to 1095 and encodes 364 amino acids. Gene Ontology annotation, cellular component: proteasome core complex.